This is a messenger RNA of Aplosporella prunicola CBS 121167, 411 nucleotides long. RefSeq lists its product as uncharacterized. The record is from RefSeq and is a predicted model, not a curated record. Lineage: Eukaryota; Fungi; Ascomycota; Dothideomycetes; Botryosphaeriales; Aplosporellaceae. The coding region runs from base 1 to 411 and encodes 136 amino acids. The transcript is spliced from 3 exons.
AUGCAGUCACUCGUUUGCUUGUCCCUUUUUUUCGCCCAGGCAGCCUAUGGCUCCCUCGACCAGCGCCAAGUCCGUCUUCCUAGUUGUCAGGAUGAGGACAAUUGCGGAUUCGCCGUGACCGGAACCAGCCGUCCGGCCGUUUUCCAGACGCUGGCACGCGAGGAUUGCUCCAGCUACAUGACGGACACGACCACAUUCGGACAUGUGACGGAGACGACGGUCUCGACAACGACCGUCACGCUUCUGUACAAUGGCACAACCACGCUAGCCAAGCGGGCAACCACGGCUCCCGAGCCGACCGGCAAGAGCGUCCCCUGGUACGCCUGGCCUUGUGACAUCGAACGGUACGCCGAAGUAUGCUCCUGCUUCGGCUACCCCGCCGCAACAGCCACAGUGAGCGCAGCGCACUAA